AUGCGCGUCUCAGCACCUCUUUUCUGCUUCAGCGUAGCUGCGCUUGCGAUGACUGCCAGUAUCGCCGCCGUGCCAGCGAGCCUGGCUGCGCGGCGUGUCAGCGGCUCCCCUCCUCGCUUUGCAGGCGAGCUUGACGGUCAAGAUUCUGCGUUGGAAAAGAGGAUGGAGAAGAGUCUUUCAGAAAAGCUUUCAGAUUGGUUGGCCCAUUCUCCUCCCGUCAAAGAGAUGGAGGCCCUUGCCCUCAUGGUCAAGAUCCACAGCCUCCAGGAACAGAUUGAGCACUUGUCCAUCAGCGCCAGCACGAGCCAGCAGCCAAGCACCAGCACGAGCCAGCAUCCUAGCACCAGCACUAGCAAAGACUCUGAGCUGAAGAGCUUGACGAAUGCGCGAGACCUGCAUGAGGAGAAGCUAAUCCGCACUCUCGCGGCAGACCACACCAUCGCACUCAAGGAUUGUCUUGCAGAAGACGAAACCAAAGUGGAAUGGAGUGACUCGUGUUUCAUGGCUCUGCAGAAAGUGUAUCAUCAUCUCGAGGCACCCUUGCGCAAGACGGCGGAGCGCGCUCGCAAAGGAGACCUUAGUGGCCCCGAAGAGCAGAGGAUGAUGACUGUUGUCGAACAGUACGCGCAGAAGCUACGACAGCUAAAGAACGAUGUGCGGCGUCUAAUCCCCGGAAUAGAUUCAGAUCCAGACAAAGACUUGGACUAA
Messenger RNA from Acaromyces ingoldii, 708 nucleotides. RefSeq lists its product as hypothetical. The coding region runs from base 1 to 708 and encodes 235 amino acids. The record is from RefSeq and is a predicted model, not a curated record. NCBI's taxonomy places the organism in Eukaryota, Fungi, Basidiomycota, Exobasidiomycetes, Exobasidiales, Cryptobasidiaceae. The transcript is spliced from 2 exons.